Aspergillus wentii DTO 134E9 is the source of this 1233-nucleotide messenger RNA. Its product is annotated as bZIP transcription factor. Gene Ontology annotation, biological process: regulation of DNA-templated transcription. The record is from RefSeq and is a predicted model, not a curated record. The transcript has 3 exons. Gene Ontology annotation, molecular function: DNA-binding transcription factor activity. The coding region runs from base 1 to 1233 and encodes 410 amino acids. Lineage: Eukaryota; Fungi; Ascomycota; Eurotiomycetes; Eurotiales; Aspergillaceae.
AUGCUGCAAACACCAGUAUCUAACACAGAAAACGAUGCAUCGAGUGAGAAAGGCCGACCUUGUAAAUCCGCGACCGGCGCACCAGAUACAAUACGACGGAAGCAGGUUCGAGAUGCACAGAGAGCUUAUCGAUCUCGACAACAAUCACUUGUUGAUUCGUUGAAGGCUCGUGUUUCUCAGUUGGAAGAUGUUAUGAGUCAUCUUGGACAGAUUGUCGAGUCUUUUAAUGACCAAAUCAUCAAGCCAGGGGAUUCACUGCCCCAGCCAAAGCUAUUUCAGAGCUGCCAACUUCUGCAAGAGGAAAUCACAUUACAGUUGAAACGGUCUGAUCGCGAUGCCGAAACAAAUCAGGGGGAUGCUGUUGUCACUGGCCAGGAAUUCCGCGAUAAAAUCGACAAAGUACUCCAGCAGCCUGAACAAGAAACUUCCAUCGCAACUCUCCCAGCUAUUUCGACCCCAAGGAUACUACUGGAAACCGAAUCAUCGUCCAACUUCUGGCAUCUAUUCCUCGGCUCAUCAAAUGCGAUCCUCCCAUCAACCAACCCUACAACAUACGACGCCUCCCUCGCCACCAUCCCACCAUCUCUAACCCCGAACGAUCAAAUAAUCGAGUACACAACAACCCCCUUCACCAAAAAGCUCUUCCACGCCUGCACAGGAACCGGAUACCGAUUCAUAAGCGACCCAUCCGCAAGCGACGCAACCGUAUGGCCGUAUUUCAAAUUAGUACUAGAGAACCAGCCACGACGAGAAUUUGCCGCGUACUUCAAACGAGUUUUCGACAGGAAAGCAUGUAACCCGCUCUUUGAUCCUCGGUUUCCGUUUGUCAGUAUCGGCGGUGCAGGCACGCAUUAUCCCGCUGUGUCUGGGUCCAAGUUCCACAAUUUGCUGCCCUUUCAGGGGACGAAUGGGGUCACGCAUGUUGAUAGUGAGGAGACGUGGUUUGAUGUCCAUGAUAUAGAGGGGUAUUUGGAGGAGCAGGGGAUACAGGUUGUGAGUCAUGGCAAGUAUUUACGAGCAAGGCCGAGCGUUAGCCAGACGGAGAACAUGCCUCCAUCCUCGGGCUUUGCCAUUUCCAAUCUGUUCCCUAAUUCUGUACCGAUGAUUUUUGAUGAGGAGGCUCUUAUAUACGCGUUGAGCUACACCCCCGUCGGUAUUGGUUGCGCACCUGGUUUCAGACGACGUGAUGUGGAACGAGUGGUAUGGCAGCAAGUCCGGUGGAUUCCAGUAUAA